UUCACUGGGAGCUCGCAGUGCGUAUGUAGUGAGUGUGAGAGAUAAUUCAACAGGAGGCCACGGAAGGCUAAGUGUCAACGCGUGAAUGAUCAAUAUAUUUAGUGACGAGAAUUCUACACGUAAGCCUACACCGUGAUAGCACGAGUAAGUCAAAAUGACGCGAAAGGAUGCGCCGACAUUUACCGAACAAUUAUUCUUCCAACGACAGUUUGAAGUUUCUGCUCGACAAAUCUCCGAAUGCUGCUUGAUAUAAACUCGAAGCAGAUCAAGUCUACGACAGCAUAGGAAAUUGCGACAUGUCUCCGACGGUGACUCUGACAUCAAUCAACGCCGACACGAGCGCUGCAGACCUACUAUCGUCUGCCGCUACCGUGCUGCAACCUGGCGGCGUAAACUGCAACAACAUCACGGAGUUGAUCAACGCCAUCUGUUGCGGGGAAACGAAACAAACCGACGACGAUAUGUCGGCGUUCACUUACAUCGUCAUCGUCAUACUCUUCUACGCGCUCAGCAUCAUUAUAUUGAUGGUGAAGUACAUACGCCAGGAAGAGGACAAUGCCCGACUCGAGUGGUACUACGACGAGUUCGUAAACCGGGAGCAUUUCCGCUCGGGCAACCCAGCGCUCUGGCAGAAGCGCCGUGACUCGAGUCACUGCUACUUCUUCAGCGAGCCGCCAUCGACCGUGCAACCGACGCGUGUGCAUUCGGAGCUCUCGCGAGAUAGCGCGAGACUGCCAGUAGUAAGAACGACAGCAGUGUGAUAUAUUCUUGCCACGCGCUCGUUUUGAAACUACCACCGGUUAUACGGAGUUAUCGCUUAUACUUAUAUAAGAGUAGCGAGUAACAAAAUACAUCAGAGAGUUCAUAAACGCUACAAAAUGCGCUCUAGAAAUUGGGCUAUGAAUUUACAUAAAUUUAUUGGUGCGAAUAUGAAGAGCUAGCUCGAUAAUUUGCGCCUUUCAGAAUUUUGAGAUAUUGCAAUUUCCAUAGAACAUCAGGGAUGGUUCGCAAAAGAAACAUUUAAUAAUAACUUCACAGUUUAAUCAUAACAGUUGAAAGUUGAUAACAUUCAUAGAGUUGGGCGAGAAUUCAAUUUGUUGCGUGCCCAACUUUUGAGAUCCAUAACUGCGUUGUUAUAUUUAAUGAUGUAGAGCAUGUCAUGUGCAAGCUACGCAUCCAUCCAUCCACCCACCCACCCAUCGACCCACCCAUCCAUCCAUCCAUCCAUCCAUCCAUCGAAACCGUAUAUUCCUAUGACUUCGUCGAGCGAUUUCAGGGGCCCGUUGUCAGAAACAUCACAAAUACUUGUGACUAAUAUAAGUUUUAAAGUAGUUAAAUAAUAAAGAAAUUUUUACUAAUAUAAGUAUAAAAUGUCGUAAAAUGUUUUCGCACGUAAACUGGUGCGCAAAAGCUAUGAUAUUUUACAUUUAUGAUGUCAUACCUAUGUAUAUAACCUGUUUCUGACAACAGCCCUUUGGUCUGUAUACAUGUCACACAUCUGUCCUCACGUCAUACAUCUAGAAUAGAAACAUAUUACUUUUUCAGGUAUUUGAAGCUGGUACUUCAAAUCAUAAUUAGUAAGACACUAGUGUAAUUAUUAGUAUUUAUCAACUAGCUUAAUUGCUCGUCGGCGAAAAGCCGCUCAAGAUGUCUUCAAAACAUUAGAAAAUUGAUGAUACCAGGAGUGAAUCAUUACGGUGGCCCAUACGAACAAAACACAAGCACGCAAGCACGCAUGUACGCAAACACAAGUACGCGAACAAACAGCAAGUUGAAAAACGG
Messenger RNA from Priapulus caudatus, 1782 nucleotides. RefSeq lists its product as uncharacterized. The transcript has 2 exons. The record is from RefSeq and is a predicted model, not a curated record. Bases 297 to 761 code for a protein of 154 amino acids. NCBI's taxonomy places the organism in Eukaryota, Metazoa, Priapulida, Priapulimorpha, Priapulimorphida, Priapulidae.